UUUGUGGAGUGGAUCCGUCCGACCGAGUCCGAUGAGCCGAAAGAAAAGUCUGUCUGUAGACCAUGAAUACACGUAGAUCUAGAUUCUAAGCCUAGAAUCUAAGAUCUAAAUUUCUAGUAACUCAACAAUCAGAGACAUUAUUAAUUUUAUAGCUUUCUUGUCUGUGGCUAUGUGUGACAGAGACAAACAGUGCCGAAACAUACAUUUUGUUACCCGCAUGCCCCAAUCAUGCUUAGAAGUGCAUGCUCUCGGAGACUUUAUACACUAGCACGGCAUGUGGUCAGUGGGAAUGGACAGCAAGUAUACUUCAGUUCUGAUGUGAAUGCAGGGCAGUCCAUUAGGGUUGAGCCACGGGUUGCACUUUAUGAUGACAAAGUGGACAUAGCUUUAAGUGGAUUUUCAUCACACGAGAAAGUCACAGUCCAUGGGCAAUCUGUGAAUGGAGAAAAAAAAAUCUUGUUUGGCUCUUGUGGACAGUACAUAGCUGAUGAGAACGGCUUUGUGGAUGUAACUAAACAACCUUCACAUGGCGGCACCUACACUGGUGUCGAGCCCAUGGGAAUUGUGUGGAGCCUCCAGCCAGCCCCAGGGCAGCCUCAGCAAACCCGCAUGGCCAUCAACUUCACAAACCGACCUGGUUUGAUCACCCUGAACACCUAUGCAGGACAUUUAGAUUUGACAGAUAUAUAUGGAGAGUCGGGCAUUCAGCCCUCGAGUUUAGCAUCUAUUGAAAUAGAACGCUGGUUCAGACAUGAGGAUGUUACUCGAAUUGAGAUUGAAGAAGGAAAUGUCAGAGGGGCCCUUUUCUUGCCUCCUGGGGAUGGCCCGUUCCAGGGUGUGAUUGACAUGUUUGGUUCUUCCGGAGGCCUCAUUGAGUACAGGGCUGCACUACUUGCCUCUCGUGGUUUCGCAGCCCUCUCUUUGCCGUAUUUCAAGUACAAGGAUCUGCCUGCAAAUUUACUGGAUCAGGGCUUUGAGUACUUCGAGGAAGCUGUGAACUGGUUUUCCAAACAUCCAAAGAUUUACCAAGGAGGAAUUGGAGUCAUUGGUGUGUCCAAAGGAGCGGAGUAUGUACUGUGUAUGAGUGCCUAUUGCCCACAAGUGACUGCUGCUGUCAGUAUAAAUGGUUUAUUCAAUAUGUGUAUCGGUGAUCUGAAGUACAAAGGAGAAGUGUUGCUCAAGGGGUCCGAAAUUGACCUCAGAGAUGAAUACUUUACUGAUGACGGACUCAUACUGACGGACGCCUACCCAACGAGGGGAGACCUCAUCCCGAUCUGGAAGGGCAAGGCGAAACACCUAAUGCUGGUCUCCAUGGACGAUGGUCAGGUGAACCCGGAGAGCUAUCAGGUCCUUUAUGAUGCAUGCCCAGAGGAGAAAAAGAAGGACAUAGAGAUUGUGAGAUAUCCCGGUGCUGGCCAUCUGUUGGAACCUCCAUACAAUGCUUUGUGUAGGGCUUCUGUCAACAGAGUAUUCGGUGUGGUUAUGUACUGGGGUGGACGUCCUAAAGAACAUGCCCAUGCUCAAGAAGAUUCCUGGCAGAAAACCCUAGAAUUCUUAAGAGAGAACAUUCCCAAAACUCUAUAGUUGGUUCUGUGGUAGGCAGUGAUAAUGCAUGUUCUUUGAGUGUGGUUUGUAUAGAUAAACAGAACCUGCGUAUAUCAGUCGAGCUGUGAAAUGAGGAAAAUUUGUGCAGCAUGAAAGUGGAUUGAGUUACUUUAAGGUCCCUUUUUUCAGGACACACCUUGAAUUUCUGCAAUGAGAGAAUACUCAAGAUUACUGUUUCAGGUUUCAGAGCUUCUUGUAAGCUUAGUGAAUUUAAUCUAAGUAUGUGUUUUUGUAUGCUCUCUAAUAAAUGCCAAAGAUCAUGUCAGACCACCACCUUUCCUACAGAUUAUAGCUUGUUCACUUUUGCAUGUCUAUGUUUAAAAAAUAUUAGUUCAAAUAUUAAUUUACCAAUGCCCACAUAACUAACUGUACAUGGCACUCCUGUAGGCCAGCAACCAAAGAAAUAUAUU
Messenger RNA from Aplysia californica (California sea hare), 2015 nucleotides. Its product is annotated as acyl-coenzyme A amino acid N-acyltransferase 1. Gene Ontology annotation, molecular function: fatty acyl-CoA hydrolase activity. Gene Ontology annotation, biological process: fatty acid metabolic process; acyl-CoA metabolic process. The record is from RefSeq and is a predicted model, not a curated record. NCBI's taxonomy places the organism in Eukaryota, Metazoa, Mollusca, Gastropoda, Aplysiida, Aplysiidae. Bases 229 to 1584 code for a protein of 451 amino acids. The transcript is spliced from 10 exons.